ACUUACACCAGUGGGGCUGGGCUGUACCCAGGCUACUGGGCAGCUGCCUUCUUCACCCAGCAGCCUCCUUUCCUGGAACCCUCCACAGUUUCAAGUCCUGGCCCACUGACAGAGGUGUGAGCAGGAGGAAGUGGAGGUGGCCUGGUGACAUCAGGCUAAUGCUGCAAGGGGUGUGAGAAGAGGAGCCGCUGUGCACUGCUGAGCUGCCAGACUUGAGAAGGAGGAUGGAGCUGGAGUGAGGUGACUGGGCCGCAACCUGCUGACCGGCACAUUGCUGGGGCACUGCUGACUGGUGGAUCACUGAGGCUGGACCACGUUCAUGGCUCUCGGGUAGAACUCAGUGAAACGGCCAGAAUGAAUUCUAUGGACAGGCACAUCCAGCAGACCAAUGACCGACUGCAGUGCAUCAAGCAGCACCUCCAGAAUCCUGCCAACUUCCACAAUGCCGCCACGGAGCUGCUGGACUGGUGUGGGGACCCACGGGCCUUCCAGCGACCCUUUGAGCAGAGCCUCAUGGGCUGCCUGACGGUGGUCAGCCGGGUGGCAGCCCAGCAAGGCUUUGACCUGGACCUUGGCUACAGACUGCUGGCUGUGUGUGCCGCGAACAGGGACAAGUUCACUCCCAAGUCUGCUGCGCUACUGUCCUCCUGGUGUGAAGAACUCGGCCGCCUGCUGCUGCUGCGGCAUCAGAAGAGCCGCCAGAGCGACGCCCCUGGGAAACUCCCCAUGCAGCCCCCCCUCAACUCCAUGAGCUCCAUGAAACCCACUCUGUCACACAGUGAUGGGUCCUUCCCCUAUGACUCUGUCCCUUGGCAGCAAAACACCAACCAGCCUCCCGGCUCCCUGUCCGUGGUCACCACUGUUUGGGGAGUGACCAACACAUCCCAGAGCCAGGUCCUUGGGAACCCCAUGGCCAAUGCCAACAACCCCAUGAAUCCAGGCGGCAACCCCAUGGCAUCAGGCAUGACCACCAGCAACCCCGGCCUCAACUCCCCGCAAUUUGCUGGGCAGCAGCAGCAGUUCCCGGCCAAGGCCGGCCCCGCGCAGCCCUACAUCCAGCAGAGCAUGUACGGCCGGCCCAACUACCCCGGCAGUGGGGGUUUUGGUGCCAGUUACCCUGGGGGUCCUAGCGCCCCUGCCGGCAUGGGCAUCCCUCCUCACACCAGGCCACCUGCUGACUUUACACAGCCGGCAGCAGCCGCUGCAGCAGCAGCAGUGGCGGCAGCGGCAGCCACAGCCACGGCCACGGCCACAGCCACCGUGGCAGCCUUGCAAGAGACGCAGAACAAGGACAUGAACCAGUAUGGACCGAUGGGUCCCACCCAGGCGUAUAACAGCCAAUUCAUGAACCAGCCCGGGCCACGGGGGCCUGCCUCCAUGGGGGGCAGCAUGAACCCUGCCAGCAUGGCGGCUGGCAUGACGCCCUCGGGGAUGAGCGGCCCUCCCAUGGGCAUGAACCAGCCCCGGCCGCCCGGCAUCAGCCCCUUUGGCACACAUGGGCAGCGGAUGCCCCAGCAGACCUACCCGGGCCCCCGGCCCCAGUCCCUUCCCAUUCAGAGCCUAAAGAGGCCGUACCCAGGAGAGCCCAAUUAUGGAAACCAGCAAUACGGACCAAACAGCCAGUUCCCCACCCAGCCAGGCCAGUACCCCACGCCCAACCCUCCAAGGCCGCUCACCUCUCCCAACUACCCCGGGCAAAGGAUGCCGAGCCAGCCCAGCACCGGGCAAUACCCGCCCCCCACGGUCAACAUGGGGCAGUAUUACAAGCCAGAACAGUUUAAUGGACAAAACAACACCUUCUCUGGAAGCAGUUACAGCAGCUAUAGCCAAGGGAACGUCAACAGGCCUCCCAGGCCGGUUCCUGUGGCAAAUUACCCCCACUCACCUGUCCCAGGAAACCCCACGCCCCCCAUGACCCCAGGGAGCAGCAUCCCUCCCUACCUGUCCCCCAGCCAAGACGUCAAACCCCCCUUCCCACCUGAUAUCAAGCCAAAUAUGAGCGCCCUGCCGCCUCCCCCAGCCAACCACAACGAUGAGCUGCGGCUCACCUUCCCCGUGCGGGACGGUGUGGUGCUGGAGCCCUUCCGCCUGGAGCACAACCUGGCCGUCAGCAACCACGUGUUCCACCUGCGGCCCACGGUCCACCAGACACUGAUGUGGAGGUCUGACCUGGAGCUGCAGUUCAAGUGCUACCAUCACGAGGACCGGCAGAUGAACACCAACUGGCCAGCCUCGGUGCAGGUCAGCGUCAACGCCACGCCCCUCACCAUCGAGCGUGGCGACAACAAGACCUCACACAAGCCCCUGCACCUGAAGCAUGUGUGCCAGCCAGGCCGCAACACCAUCCAGAUCACCGUCACCGCCUGCUGCUGUUCCCACCUGUUUGUGCUGCAGCUGGUGCACAGGCCCUCUGUCCGCUCUGUGCUGCAAGGCCUCCUUAAGAAACGCCUCCUGCCGGCAGAGCACUGCAUCACGAAAAUCAAGCGCAAUUUCAGCAGCGUGGCUGCCUCGUCCGGCAGCACGGCCCUCAGUGGGGAGGACGGCGUGGAGCAGACGGCCAUCAAGGUUUCUCUGAAGUGCCCCAUCACAUUCCGACGCAUCCAGCUGCCUGCCCGUGGCCACGACUGCAAGCACGUCCAGUGCUUUGACCUGGAGUCGUACCUGCAGCUGAAUUGUGAGCGAGGCACCUGGAGGUGUCCUGUGUGCAAUAAAACUGCUCUCCUCGAGGGCCUGGAGGUGGACCAGUACAUGUGGGGGAUCCUGAACGCCAUCCAACACUCCGAAUUCGAAGAAGUCACCAUCGACCCCACGUGCAGCUGGCGGCCGGUGCCCAUCAAGUCAGACCUGCACAUCAAGGACGACCCCGACGGCAUCCCCUCCAAGCGCUUCAAGACCAUGAGCCCCAGCCAGAUGAUCAUGCCCAAUGUCAUGGAGAUGAUUGCAGCCCUGGGCCCUGGCCCAUCCCCCUACCCGCUCCCACCACCCCCUGGGGGCACCAACAACAGCGACUAUAGCAGCCAAGGCAACAAUUACCAGGGCCAUGGCAACUUCGAUUUCCCCCACGGGAACCCCGGAGGGACAUCCAUGAAUGACUUCAUGCACGGGCCCCCCCAGCUCUCCCAUCCCCCAGACAUGCCCAACAACAUGGCCGCCCUCGAGAAGCCCCUCAGCCACCCCAUGCAGGAAGCUAUGCCACACGCUGGCAGCUCUGACCAGCCCCAUCCCUCCAUACAACAAGGUUUGCACGUUCCACACCCCAGCAACCAGUCAGGGCCUCCAUUACAUCACAGUGGGGCUCCUCCUCCUCCUCCUCCUUCCUCCCAGCCUCCCCGGCAGCCGCCACAGGCCGCUCCCAGCAGCCAUCCACACAGCGACCUGACCUUUAACCCCUCCUCAGCCUUAGAGGGUCAGGCCGGAGCGCAGGGAGCAUCCGACAUGCCGGAGCCUUCGCUGGAUCUCCUUCCAGAACUCACCAACCCUGACGAGCUCCUCUCCUACUUGGACCCCCCCGACCUGCCAAGCAAUAGUAACGAUGACCUCCUGUCCCUCUUUGAGAACAACUGAAGGCCAUCCCCGCUGGGGCCAGUCCUCCCUUACCACUCAGCCUCCUACCCCGUCUGCCCUACAUGCUCUCCUCCCGGGAGCCCGGGCCUUUGGCUCAGUCUCCCUCGCCCAGAGGCGCAGGCCUAGGGCCGGGGAGCCCUCCCCUGCUGCAACCUCGAUGUGGAUGUGGAGGAGGCCGUGUGGAGCUGCGGCCCACCUCCUGCCUGUCGGCCCUGGGCCUGGGCCCACGCUCUGAGCAGGCCCCGAAGACAACCCCCUAAGGGGGACCCGGCCCUGCGAGAGGUGCCCGGCAGCGGCAGUAGCACUGACAGCUUCUGGUCCCUGUGGGAGCCGACUCUAGGUGACCUUCCAGUGUGCCCCAAAGUUCUUCCAUUUUCUAGACUGUAACCCUCCCUGCUUCCUGGCCCAGAGCCUCCUUCAAGUGACUGUGGAGCCUGAGAGAAAGGGCUCCCCUACCCUGAAAUCCAAGGGUGGGGGCCCAGACCUUGGAGGAGCAGUGACAGUGGUGGCAGGGAGAUCAGCCUGCCCACCACCACCACCACCAAAAAGCACAAACCUCUGGGAAGGAACAUCUCUCAGGGGUCAGGGGUCCUUGGGUUGACCCCUGACCUCUAAGCCAAGCCACCCUGACAGCACUCUCAGACCGUGAAGAAGGACAUGCUUGUGUGUUUGACAGAGGGUCUGCCCACUCCUGCUUGGGGACUGGUGGGAAAGGGGCUCAGGGCUUGCCCAGAACCAGGACAGUGCGUGGAGCAAAGUGUGGGGGUGGGGGGGAAGCAUGACCUUCCGAGUCAGACCAGCACCGGGCCUUGGAGGGCAGAGAGCACGGAUGGACCCAGUUGGGAGCGUGUCCUUGGGUGGAGAACUGGGGGCUGCUUGCCAGCUGGUGUCACACUUGCAGCUUUGCCCACCCCACCCCCACCCCCAAUUUUUAAGCAGUGACAAUUAUGUUGGACUUGGACAGAAAGUAAAUAAUUUCUCCAUGUAUUCAGUUUCUGCUUCACCCAGCGCCCCUCCCCCCCCGUACCCACCCUUCCAAGACUGUGCUAGGGGGUACCUGUUUCCCUGUGUGUCUUGGUUCUCUUGAUCAGAGGGACGGCAGCGAGGCAAAGGAGGCACAGGGGUCCCGGAUGUCUGCAGCCUCUGUCCGUCUGUGCCUGUGCCCAGGGCUGUGUCCAUUGCCGUGCGUCCCAUGGCUGCCUCGGACACUGCCCUUGGCCGCCAGCCUUGCCUCCCCUUUCUUUCGAGUCUACCCUGACUAUAGAGGUCGUUCUUGCUUCAGCGGGGACGGCUUUUGGUCUUCCCUUCCCUGCCCAGCUCAGUCUGGCCUUGCCCUCCUCGGGGAGCGUGUCCUGAGUCUGCCUGUGUCCCAGGCUCGUGGGUUGCUCCCCUGAGCUGCACAGCCCGUGGUUAACAUCGGGACCGUCCACUCACUUGGGUCCUGUCUGUAAAUUCUUUGCGCCCUUCCCUGCUGCCGCCUGCUGGGCCCUUUCCCGGCCAGCAUCCUCGGUCACUGUCGGUCUCCUGUCCCUCCUCAUGGUGGGUGGUCCCCAGCACUCCUGUGUACCGGGAAGGUGGCCCCAGCUGCUGACUUCAGUAACAGCCCUUGGCACAAGGUUCUCUGUUGGAGUUGUCAUUGUCCCCACUCCACCCUUACCUACUACCCCCCUUUUUUUUUCCUCUGUCCCGUUUGUUGAGGUUUUCCCAGAUAGCGUUCAGUAUGCAAAUCAAUUAUUUUAAGAAAUGCUUUUUGUAAAUAUCUUUGUGAAUAUUUUAGUAUCGUCUUUGAUAAUAUUCAACAUUUUCAUGACCUGGUUAUAGCCUUUGCUGGUGUUUUUAAAAUACCUGACUCAAUGACAAAAACUGAGUCCUUCUGUUUUCUUUCUUUCUUCCUUCUUAUUUUUUUAAAAAAACAAAACAAAAACAAAAAAGCAACCAGGGCUAUUGUACAGAUGAGGGACAUCCGGGUGAGUGGCUGCACUGGGGGGCCAGGAAGCCAGGUGACCACUGUCCCAAGCCAUCUCCAAGCCAGCUAUUGCUGGGCAGCUUGUAGCCCUAUAGCUGGCCAUGCUCUGUGUUGGACCAUCUGCCCCAGCCACACUUGGCAGACACCUGCCUUCCAAGCUUCCACUCCCUGCCAUUUGAUGCUUGGCCCAAUGUGACUUUUCCAGGUUCUUGCCUGGCAGGUUCUUGCCCUGCUAUGCCUAGACAGACUCUACUCAUAGGUCUAUCUAUGGCUUCCCAGUGCCCAAGGCUAUAUGCUCGCCAAAGCACGGGCUCCCCCAACCCCAGUCAUCUCUGGCCUUGGCACCUGACACUAGCCCCUGGGUCCCUUCCCAAGCAGGCCUCUCUACCAGCAAGUUCAUCCAAGAGAGGCUGGACCCGGAUCGUGGUGCCUGAAGCUCCCUAGUACUUGGGGCGGGAAGUGGGGGAUUGUCCUCUUCCAGGGUGACCUUGGGGUACAAAGGCAAAGUCAAGAAGGGUGGGGAUUCAGGCAGGCUGCCACAGGAGCCAGCAACAAGAGGCAGCGUGUCAGCAAGGCAGGCACAAGCCUGAGAAGACAACUGCCCAUCCUUCCAGAUUCCCGCCUUCAGCCCUAAGUCACCUUGGCGGGGGGAGGGAAAGAAAAACAAGACCUUGGCAAGCCACCCUGUGGGACAAGCAUCGAUCCAACCCCCAGGUCCAUUUCUGCCGCCACUCGCCAGCCAGCAAACCAGUCCGCCAGGCAGAGAGCAGGCAGUCACCCCCAUCUUCUUGGUUUGAAGCUUUAUCUGUGUUCCAUGUUCUGUAGCCAUUUUAUUUAAAAAAAAAAAAAAACAAAAAACUUGUAGCCCUUGUUCCUUAAUGGAAGCCCCCCACCCCAACCCCCACAAAACCACAGGCGUUCCCCAACUGGGGUUGGGGGAGACACCCGGGCCUGCCUCAUCCGGACAAGAAAAUAUCAGCAGCAUGAUCCCAAGGGAUGUGUGUACAUAUGUAAAUGAGAAAUAGACACGUCAACAGAUGCAUUCUUUUCUCUCGGAAUGUGUAUUGUUUUUAUUUUACAAGACAAAACAAAAAAAAAGAGGCUUGGAACUCCAUCUUACGUGGAAAAACUAGAUCUCGUUUGUUAGUGUUUGUGAGCUCUCCACGUUUGUCUCACUCAUGUAAUAUACUCGGCCCCCUGUGUGGAAAAGGUUUUUGUUUUUUGUUUUUCUUUUGACUUACAUGUACUAUUUAGCCGCAGCGUGCUUGUCCUGCCACCUGUGUAAUUUCUAGGGUGCUAUGGAAAACAAUGAGAAGCAACUGGGGACUUCAGAAGAAAAUUGUAACCAAAUUCACACUUUGUAUAAUUUUUGAUAUCAUGAUCGCAGAUGAUGUCAUGUGCACACAUCGACACCCCCGCCAGUGCAGCCUGAAAGUGACAGCCACAGGAACCCUCAUUCGUCCUUGUACGUUGUCUCUACAAUGCAAUCAUUUCAUACCCUCGACUGGUCAGAAAACUAAUUGUGAUUUCUAGUCUUGCAAAGCUGUAUGUAGUUAGAUGAUGUGGCGACCUCUAAUAUUUAUCUAAUAAAUAUGUAUUCAGAUGAAACCUGUAUAUUAGGUGUUCAUGUGGUUAUUUUGUAUUUAAAGAUCAGAUUAUUUGACUAUUGCUAGACAUUUCUAUACUCUGUUGUAACACUGAGGUAUCUCAUUUGCCCAUGUUAAUUUUUUUCUAAAUAAAUGGACAAAAAAUGAA
Ochotona curzoniae (black-lipped pika) is the source of this 7285-nucleotide messenger RNA. It is a transcript of the gene ZMIZ1, whose product is annotated as zinc finger MIZ-type containing 1. Gene Ontology annotation, molecular function: SUMO ligase activity; zinc ion binding. The record is from RefSeq and is a predicted model, not a curated record. Gene Ontology annotation, biological process: protein sumoylation; regulation of transcription by RNA polymerase II. The transcript has 24 exons. Lineage: Eukaryota; Metazoa; Chordata; Mammalia; Lagomorpha; Ochotonidae. The coding region runs from base 355 to 3564 and encodes 1069 amino acids.